Eriocheir sinensis (Chinese mitten crab) is the source of this 2973-nucleotide messenger RNA. RefSeq names its product nudC domain-containing protein 1-like. Lineage: Eukaryota; Metazoa; Arthropoda; Malacostraca; Decapoda; Varunidae. The record is from RefSeq and is a predicted model, not a curated record. The coding region runs from base 110 to 1885 and encodes 591 amino acids. The transcript is spliced from 10 exons.
GACGUCACUUUGUUUACGUUUCUCGAGUCAGCUGUGCGGCUUGGGCGGCGGUGACAGUACGCGAGGUUGUUUUAUCCUUUUUCUCUGGCUGUGACGUGUUUUACUGAAGAUGGCGAAGGCUGUGGCUCAGAGUAUAAGACUGAAACCCCAACGGGAUCUCUUCGACCCUGAUUUCGAGGGGUACAAGCUGUCCUCAGACGGGGAAACAACGGUGUACUCCCGCGCCGUGCCCGAGGGUGUUCAAUACAAGCCCUGCCAGUCAACAUGUUACCUGCAUACCAGGCUCCAGGCACUUCAAAACCACCUUUUCCAAGACCCCUUCCACCCCUUCGCUGUGUACUUCUUCAACAGCAGAGGCCACCUUGUGAAGUGCAGCUACUCUGAGGGGGCAAGGCUAAGUGAGGGUGAGGUGACAUGGCAGGCUGAUGUUGGCAUAGCAGAGGAUGUGGAGGGGGAGUACUACUACCCACCAACCCUCAGAUUCCCCACUCAGAACUUAGCCGUGGUCUCCGAUGGUCGUGGCAGACUCAGUGUUCUCCAGACAGACAACCGCUCUUCCACUCACACCUGGGUGGUAAACUUUGAGACGGAGGCGGACCGAGGUGUUCUGACAGACGCCUGCGUGAGGUGCGAGGGGAGGGAGCUGCACUGCCUCCUGGUCACCAUCACAACGCCUGACAAGUUGAAGCAAAACCCAGACUUUGUGGUGCCAGACGAUGCAUUUGGCUCCAAGACAGACACAGCCCUGCACCUCAUCCAUUGGCUUGUCCUGAGUCAGAAAGGUGCUGGGUGGGAGGUGAGUCGCAACAGGGCAGUGGCGGGCCGAGGGGUGCUGGAGUACUGUGCCGUGGACAGUGAAGGGUCAGGCCUCCUGGUGCUCUGCCACUCCAACUACCUCUUUGUAGGUGACUCAGUCGAGGCUGUCACCAAGCCCAACCCACAGCCUGAGAAGACUUCAGAGGAGCAGCCCAAAUUCACCUUCCAACAGAGUGAUGAGGACCUGACCGUCUGGUUGAAGACAGGCUCAGCCACCAAGCAGGACGUGCAGGUCAAGAUCACAGUGAACGAGCUGGACGUAAGCAUCAAGGACACUCCCUCCUUCCAGGCUCACUUCCUGCACCCCAUCAAGGCAGACAUGGCAACGUGGACCAUUGGUGACGGAAGGUUAGAGUUGAUGCUGCCCAAGGCAUCUGAAGGGGUGAAAUGGCAGACUCUCUUCACCCCCGAGGACAAUGUACUGGGGGAGGAGGUGGUUGACCCAGCCAGGCUGGAAGAAAUGAGCCAAAGUCUUGCCCACCUCACCUCAGACAAACUGAACCCAGACCCAGCCGUAGACAAGCCGGCCUAUGAUCCUGAGCAGCUCGAGGACUGCGACACAGCCAGCGAGGACUUGCUGCUCCUCCGCCUGGAUGGCUCAUCACACCAGCUGACUAACUAUGGCCAGCUGGGAGCCACUCAGCACCUGUUCAACAUGCAGGUGGAUGAAACCAGCGUGCCAGCCUUCUGCAUCCGUCAUGAUGUGGAUGCUGUCUUGUGGCAGCCGAGGAGCCAGGUUCAGUUCACCCACCUGGCCACCUACCAUGCCUUUGGCUAUGUGCGAGCCUCCAAGACCACUGCAAAGUUUACCUGUGGAGCCUCAGAUCUGUCGUAUGUUGCCGUGGCAGACGUGCGGAGCCAUGUGUACGUGUUCUUCCAGCCCGAGGCUCUGACAAGUGAGCUGAGGAACAGAAAGUCUGGCCAGCGCCUCCACAAGGUGUCACGGCAGCUGGUCAUAUCCCUCAAGACCCACUCGGAGGUGUUGGGCAUGUGUGCUUCUCCCGGCAUGCUCUUUGUGCUCACUGAUAAGAUGCUUUAUGCCUACUGUCUGCGCAGUGGUAGUGGCUAAGGUCUGGAUGAUGCUACAGUGUGGGCAUUACUUUUCCCUUUUUUUUUUUCUUUUUUUUUUUUUUUUUUUAACCUCUUAAUUUUUCAUGUACUUUUCUUACUUUUUUAUAGACUUGUGAAUUCUUUUGUGCACCACCCAUCUUUUUAUACGCCUCAGUGACAAAAAUUACUUUACUUCGAUAUCAAGAUUGAAAAAUUGAUUGUUUUUAUAUAAGAUAUAUGACUUACAUUUUAAAAUAAUUAAGUAAAACAAUUACUGACAUACCUCACUGCCAUUAGCCAAUAUAUUUAUCAGUUGUAAAGCUUUUGCUGUAUAUGCAUAUUAUUGAGUUGAGGAUCCAGGCUCACCCCCCAAAAAAAAUUGCAUAAAAAACAAAAUUGUCCAGUCCAUUGAGCCAUGAGUUGGCCGGCCUCUCAUAGGGGAGAUCUCAUUCCACAAGGAGUUUUAUUUUAUUUAGGUGCUCCAGAUGCAUGGUUAGACUGUGAUGCAGGAGGGAGUAAGGGCAUGGUCUGAGGUUUCAUGUUGAGGGACACAAAGUUCUAAGUUCUAGGCCUUCAACAGACACUUUUUAUUUUCUAUAUUCAUUACCCUUGCUAAAAGGUACAAGGCUUAACUUGGGUAGAUACUGGAUCAUUUAAUUCCUUUAUCUUAACAAAGAUGUCUAAGUUUGAGACUUAGGAAAUAUACUGAAUUCCAUAUUUCCUUCAUCCCAGCUGAAAUAUCAUAAGUUCUAGGCCUUGGACAAAAUUCUGGAUCUUGUAUUUUCUUUACUGUGGCAUUAAAAGCCUUGAACAUUUAGUGGAUCUUGUAUUUCCUUUAUUGUAAGACUAAACUUUAAAGAUCUAGGCUUUGAAGAUACUGGAUUUUGUAUUGGAUUUUGCACAGAUUUCCUUUGUCAAGACAAAAGGUUUUAACUUUAGGCCUUUGAUAAUUGCCUGAUCUUGUACUUCCUCCUCAGCCCCAGCCUCCUCCUUGUGCACCACAAUGUCUCAGAGAUUUGGGCACAACUACAGGAACCAGUAAAGUCAACAGAACUAAUAUGAAAAUCUGUAAAACUGAAAAAUACGAAAUUAUAAACAAAAAAUUGC